AUGCUGAAGCGGGGCUCACUGACGGGAGGAUCCUCUCGGCGCAAUGGAUGGGCAGACAGUGUGUCGGAGCGAGAUUCAUCCCCACGAUCUCGCUCAUCGUCGCCCCGACUGACGCGAAGAAAAACGAAAAAGAGAGACAGCAGCGCCUGGGAGUCGAGUGAUGGAGCCGUGCAGGACAAGAAAGAAAGGCUCAAGAAGGCAGGAAGGAUGAAGCGAGCUCCAUUACUCGAUUACCCCAUUGUAGAGGCUGUGUACAGCGCCAUGGCGGGGCAAGCGCAACGACGAGCGAGUCGUUAUUGGCUCGAUCAGUUCGCUAAGUACGAGGAUACAAGGCGACCUGGAGUGAUCAAGGCUGAUAAGUUUACGAGGUGUUUGAAUAAAAUGGGGAUCCAGCUAAACAAAAGGGAACACUAUGAAGCACUCGCGGACUGUUUUAAGGUAAGAGACGGAGAAGGAGACGACACUAACAGCGCGAAUAACAAUAAGGAGAGAGCGACACAACUCGUCGACUACGCUGCAUUUGUCGACUUUGCGUGCAACGUUCGAGACUCAGAAAAGCUGAGUGAAAUCUCAGAUUCACUGCGUGAAAGUAUCUCGAAAUACGACGGGAAGAAGCACUCGUCAAGUUCUUAUAACCUGGCAACAGGACUUGAAAAACUCGAUCGACACAAAAGAGGGUGGAUCACUUCGACGCAGUUUAAGCGAGCCCUGCAACGUGAAGAAGGACCAUCAUUUGACCUAUCUGCAUCCCAGAUUAAUACUCUCGUGGAUCGCUUUGAAUACGAGUACGAAAAGAAGCAGCUUGGUAUUGACUAUAUGCAGUUUGCACAAUGGCUACAGCCGCUUCUUCAUCUCGAUGUGAAGAAGGUUCACGAACGAGUGAAGCUACUGAUUGAAGACGCAGGAUUAAAACAUGGUUGGAAAUUAGAGGAGGUUUUUAAAGCAAUGGAUGAUGACAAAGAUGGAGAGAUUGGUGCAGUGGAGUUGAAAGAAGCUCUUCUGGAAAUGGGUCUUCCACUAACAGACGCGCAGAUCCGGUGCUUGACGGACGAAUACGAUAUCGACGGGGACGGUAAAAUCCAGUACAAUGAAUUUCUCUCCUUAUUUACGUCGUCUGGUAAGAAACGGGUAGAGAUUAAAAAGAGGAAAGGUGGUAAUCAAAGUGAUACAGAGAGCACGACGAGCAGGAGAAACAGACCCAAGCGGAAUGUCCGGAACUCGUUUAGCUGGGGAAUCACGAAGGCGUUUGCACGGAAGCAAGCAGCAAAAAGCGACAGCAGUAAGAGUAUGACUGACAAACGCCGUGCGAAAGAUGAAACAUCACCGUCUUCAGAGGGAGAUAAUAGUGAAGCAACAGUUAAGAGGAAACCCCCACGGCGGCGACAGGAGCGAGAUGAAACUUCGAGUGAGGAGGCUACUGAAAAGCGGACAAUGACAACGAAACGGAGAAGUCGGAACCAACACUCGGACUUUGACGAAGCAAAACGUGUUAGUAGCUCUGCCUCAGACAACCAAAGUAGACAGAAUUCUACAGCUAAAUCCAGACGCAAUAUGGUUAGCAAACGAACUGCUCGGUUAUCCUCAACCGAGACCGAGCAAGAGGGUUCAGGCCGCGAACAAAGAAAGAGACGAGAAAGCAGAACUAAACGCAAGGUCAAAGAGAAGACUACAAGUUCUAGAAGUGACGAGGAAGGUAAAGCACAAGACAGCAGUAUCUCUGACGCUCCCAAGCGCUCGUUUAAAGAACGAUCUAGUUUACGAAACACUGAUAAAAGUUUUAGAGAAACGCUGAAAAGGGGUCGUAGUAGGAGAUCGGCUUCAAGAUCAGCUCCUAGAUCUCGCAGCCGCCAAAGAUUGUCACGAAGACACUCACAUCACCGUCGUACAACUUUAAGCCCACGACGAAGACGUAGUGUCAGUAGGUCACGGUCAAUGCGAUUGCGACGAUCUACACGUAACAAUUCUGCGUAUGAUAGCGAAGAAGGCGACAACCCUGGUUUCUCAGACAAUAAUGACUCGUCAUCCGGUCUGGAUGUCGAUGAACUACGCCGAUUCCAGCGAGCAAAAGGUCCACGCACUAUCCGGAGACGUAGCUAUGUCCCGAGUAUGUAUGGUGACGAGACUGACGAAGAACCUGAUGAAAAUACUUGGGAUGACUCGGAAAACAGUGAGACCGAAGACGGCGGAGAAGAAUGGAGCCGAUCAGACGAAGAAUAUCACAAACAUCUCAAGCGCUCACUCCGUCGAGCGUUUGACUUCUUCGAUCUGGAUCAGACUUCCACUAUAGACAAACGCGAGCUUAGUCACGUGCUACGAGCUUUAGGUCAUGAAUUUACUACGAAAGAACUGGAAGCGGAAAUGGCGAGCGCUGACCUGGAUCGGAACGGGCAACUGGACUUCCACGAGUUCGUGGCGUUCGUGAAGAAACAACUCGCCAAGAAAACGUAUUUACUGUCCCAGCAACGCGAAAUGGAAAUCCGCCAGUCCUUCCAGUCACUUGAUACCGAUAAAAACGGUGCUUUGGACGAGCAAGAGUUCGAGUAUCUGAUCUACAAAGUGUUGCAAGUGGAACUUUCGAUCGAGGAGCAAGCUGCUCUGCUGGAUUUUGUCGACAAAGACGCCGACGGUUUAAUCAGUGAAGAGGAAUUCAUUGCGUUUAUGAAGGAGUUGGAGACUCUGAACCGUAAAUACAGUGGCAAAGGUGGUUGGAAAAAGCAGAAAGAGUUCAUAGAAUCUCUCGACGGCAUCUCACAGCUGGCGUACUCUGCAAUGAAGAAGCUUGUGCGUGGUGCUCCAAUGGACAUCGAUCGAAGCUUGCUCAUGUUCUUCGGUAUCCCUUCCAACUUCCGUCCAGCGAUCUCGUCGGCAGCCACGUGCCGUACACUAAAGCGCAACACAAUGGAGCACGUUCUUUCAUUCCCUUCACCUCAAACCAUCGAGGCUUUGGCACUAGACACCAGAGUGGGUGACAAGAAGUCGUGGUUUACACUAAAUCGUCUUGAUACAAACAGCGAAGAAUAUCGAAUGCUGCAAAUAGCGGAAGGCGUAGAGGCUCAAGCGAUUGUAUCACUGAAGAGAGCAGCCGGUGUACCAAAACCUUUCGACACGAGAGAAGACGAUGUAGUGAAGCGCUGCGUUCAUGUGUGUUUAUUUCAAGAGCUAGAAGUAACUUCUGCUACCGCUAGGCGUCGAAGAGAGGCCACGACUAAAGCAAAUGGCUUGAAAGUUACAGGGACUGUGGUGGGGAAUGUGCAUGAAAUCCCCGUGUAUUGGCAUCAGGGAGAAGAGGACGUGUGGGAAUUCUCAAAGAAAUCCACCAAACAGGACAAGUACAAGUUCCUCGUGCGUACAAACGCCGUGAAUGAUCAUUUGUACUUGCUGGUAGAGUUUAUUGUUCAUCUCAGAUUAAGCCCUGAAGAGCAUCAGGCAAAGAAGAAGCGCUCUAAACGUCGGAUACCAGCUCAGGAUCGAGAUGACAGUGGCGACGAGAGUAGUGUGGACGCAGAAACGCGAGAAAUGGUGUGCUGUUGGUGCAAGAUCCCAGUCCGACAAUUGCUGGCUAAACGCUCUGGAAUUUUACGUCGAAAAGAAAAGUUGUGGGGUGGCACUGCAAACGCCCCGGUGGAUAUCGAGCAGGACGAAUUACUCCGACGACGAACUGGGUGGCGCGCUGUCACGAACAUGUUCACGAAGCCAUCUCCUCCACUCAUGGGCAUCAAAAGCGUGCCUAUUGUUGCUUUAUCUGAAGAUCUUCAACUUUAUGUCCGGAAAAUGCCGCCAAUUGUGAUAGCGCCGUUCGUGUCACUUCCGAUCCUGGCCGAGUAUAUGUCACUCGUGAGGAAAACUCUCGCCUGCGUUGCCAGCUCCUCAUCAGUGGUGACAUGCGAACCUGCUCUCAAACUGUUACCGAAAAUUGUGGACGACCACGUCGCGCUGUCAAUUUUCCGGAAGGCGUUUGACUCGGAAGUGGCAGGAAUGAAAUCUGGCGAGGAGCGGCAACAGAAGUUUCAGCAGCUUGUGCUUCGCAUGUGGCCGUCGUUCGUGCACUGGCAGGAGCGACUCCCUCCUUCGCUCUUGCCUCCAGUCAAACUACCUGGCUUGGCUCCAAACUCCAAAGCACCAGCUAGUAUCCCACCGAAAGGCGUAUCUGCGACUACCGCCACUGCAGAUGAAGAGGACCCUCAAGUGGCAGCUCAAAUGAGACUCAACUUGUUGCAGACUACGGCAUCGGGCAAACUGCGCCUACAAGACGUCCGCGUGACGUCCACGCCUUUCCACGUGCGUGAAGUUGCCUUCCGCCGCUUGUUGUAG
Phytophthora nicotianae INRA-310 is the source of this 4311-nucleotide messenger RNA. RefSeq lists its product as hypothetical. The record is from RefSeq and is a predicted model, not a curated record. Gene Ontology annotation, molecular function: enzyme regulator activity; calcium ion binding. NCBI's taxonomy places the organism in Eukaryota, Oomycota, Peronosporomycetes, Peronosporales, Peronosporaceae. The coding region runs from base 1 to 4311 and encodes 1436 amino acids. The transcript is spliced from 4 exons.